AUGUCCCAAUUUCUCCAUACAUUCACGCAAACGCCCUUGUUGGAAGUGGGCUUCCCCACCGUGGAGCGUCCCUUCGGUGUGUACUUGUGGCCGCUUUUCUCUGCCGUUUUCGAGAAGGUUGUUGGGUACCCUGCUGAACAAUUCGAGUUUGUUCACAACAAGACCUUCUUGGCCAACGGCUGGCAGGCCAUUGGAAUCAUCGCUGUGUACUACGUGGUGAUUUUCGGCGGCAGAUUUGUGUUCAACAGUUUGAACAUGCCUGCCUUCAAGUUGAACUUCUUGUUCCAGUUGCACAACUUGGGGUUGACCAUUGCCUCUUUGACGCUCUUGUUGUUGGUGAUUGAGCAGUUGGUUCCUAUUUUGUACCACCAUGGUUUGUUCUACGCCAUUUGCCAUGAAAACGCUUUUGCUCCUAAGUUGGUUACCUUGUACUACUUGAACUACUUGACCAAGUACUGGGAGUUGGUCGACACUGUGUUCUUGGUGUUGAAAAAGAAGAAGUUGUUGUUCUUGCACGUUUACCACCAUGGUGCCACUGCUUUGUUGUGCUACACCCAAUUGAUGGGUUCUACCUCCGUGGAGUGGGUCCCCAUUGCUUUGAACUUGGCCGUGCAUGUUGUCAUGUACUGGUACUACUUCUUGAGCGCCCGUGGUGUGCGUGUUUGGUGGAAAGAGUGGGUCACCAGAUUCCAAAUCAUUCAGUUUGUUUUGGACUUGGGUUUCGUUUACUUUGCUACCUACACUCACUACGCCUACAGAUACUUCAAGUCUUUGCCCCAUGUAGGCGACUGUUACGGUUCCGAGUUGGCUGCCUUCUACGGUUACUUGAUCUUGACCAGUUACUUGCUUCUUUUCAUUUCCUUCUACAUUAGAGUUUACAAGAACGGUGGUAAGAAGGCCGCCAAGAAGGACGCUGGUGCCGCUCCAGCCUCUUCCGGCUCCGCUACUGGUGUUGAGAGCUCCGGCAACAAGGUUCGUUCCAGAAAGGCUUGA
Molecule: messenger RNA, 993 nt
Organism: Australozyma saopauloensis
Lineage: Eukaryota; Fungi; Ascomycota; Pichiomycetes; Serinales; Metschnikowiaceae
Gene: FEN12
Product: fatty acid elongase
Exons: 1
Coding region: 1-993 (330 amino acids)
Biological process (GO): very long-chain fatty acid biosynthetic process; fatty acid elongation, polyunsaturated fatty acid; sphingolipid biosynthetic process
Cellular component (GO): endoplasmic reticulum membrane
Molecular function (GO): fatty acid elongase activity
Source: RefSeq, a predicted model, not a curated record